Messenger RNA from Helianthus annuus (common sunflower), 330 nucleotides. RefSeq names its product cysteine-rich and transmembrane domain-containing protein WIH2-like. Lineage: Eukaryota; Viridiplantae; Streptophyta; Magnoliopsida; Asterales; Asteraceae. Bases 1 to 330 code for a protein of 109 amino acids. The transcript has a single exon. The record is from RefSeq and is a predicted model, not a curated record.
AUGGGUGGACCCUCGAAUGCGGUGCCGGAGAACGAUCCUCCGCCAGCUUCUUAUGCACCACCACAGCCGCCUAUGGGUUUCGACAACCCGAUCCCGACUUACCCAGGUUCUUCUGGGUACAAUCCUUUUGAAAACCCAUCGGGAUAUCCAUCGGAUUAUGGAACUCAUGAUCCGUACCUUACAGCUGUAGUAUACCAUCAUCUUUACCCUCCAGUUUAUCCAACUGGAUACCCAGUGCAGGGUUAUCAAUACCCGCCUUACCAACAACCUCCUCCUCCCCAGCAGCAGCAGCAGCAAACUCAGGAAAUCCUGGAGAGGUUAGAUAGGUGA